AUGGCAACGUCGGAAUUUGUCAGUUCUGCGAUACAGCGACAACAAGUUCAAAGAGCUAUCUCUUUUGAAGGUCUGGCAGAUCGUGUAGUUGCACAGGAGGAAGGUGUUCCACUCAACACACCAUGGACAUUUUGGUUGGAAAGAUCUAUGCCAAUUGCCACAGCAGCAGAGGUAGAGGCCAAUUUGGAAGAAAUAUACACUGUGAAAACGGUAGAGAAUUUCUGGGGAGUUUACAACAAUAUUCCAGAUGCCAGUGACUUGCCCCUUCGUUUCAGCUACCACCUGAUGAGGGGUAAUGUAAAGCCCCUUUGGGAAGACCCAUGUAAUGCACAAGGAGGAGACUGGAAGUUCAAAGUUCAAAAGCAAAAUACGACCAAACUAUGGAAAGAAGUGCUACUAGCAACAGUAGGGGAACAGUUUGCAACAAGCAUAUCACCAGAUGAUGAAAUCUGUGGAGUGAGUGUUAGUAUAAGGAACACCAAUGAUGUCAUUCAAGUAUGGAACAGGUACUCCAGGUUCUCUGAACAGGCCUCCAUAGUGGAAAAGGUCCAGACCCUAACACCAGACAUAGAUUUCAGGGCAACUUUCUACAAACCACAUCAUCAACAUGACUCAUUUGAGAAGAAUAGGCCAUAG
Molecule: messenger RNA, 636 nt
Organism: Strongylocentrotus purpuratus (purple sea urchin)
Lineage: Eukaryota; Metazoa; Echinodermata; Echinoidea; Camarodonta; Strongylocentrotidae
Gene: eif4e3
Product: eukaryotic translation initiation factor 4E family member 3
Biological process (GO): translational initiation
Cellular component (GO): eukaryotic translation initiation factor 4F complex
Molecular function (GO): RNA 7-methylguanosine cap binding; translation initiation factor activity
Source: RefSeq, marked provisional